Messenger RNA from Insectozyma verbasci, 1692 nucleotides. The record is from the annotation of a GenBank genome assembly. Lineage: Eukaryota; Fungi; Ascomycota; Pichiomycetes; Serinales; Debaryomycetaceae.
AUGAGUUCAUUAAUAUUAAAUCAUCUACAACAACAGCAAGUAUUUAAUAAAAAAUCAUUUAAUGAGAUAAUGAAUGAAGAAAUUUAUCACAUACCAACAAACAACAACCAACCAACAAUCAAUAAUAGUAGUGGUAAUAGUAUUAAUAACAAUAACAAUAACAUUAACAAUAACAUUAACAAUAAUAAUAACAAUAAUAAUAAUAAUACUAAUAAUAAUAAUAAUAAUAAUUAUAAUAAUUAUAUUAUCCAAAGUUCAAACUCUUCUCCAACUUUAUCAUAUUCCAAUAAUCUCAGUAGGAUAUUAAAUAUACCUGAAUCAUUUAUAGAUCAAUUAACUACAAGUCAAAAAUCUCAACAAUUACAACAACAAUCACAACUGCAACAACAAUCACAAUCACAGUCACAAUCACAAUCACAAUCACAAUCACAAUCACAAUCACAAUCACAAUCACAAUCACCUAAAAAUCACUAUGAACAAAUACAUUUUGAUUCAAUACCCAAUUUACUGUUAGAUAAUCAAGAAACCACCAAUAUAUAUCCAUUCGCUGACUAUACAAACUCAUUUAUGAAUCAACAACAACAACAACAACAACAAUCUAUUAGACAAAUGUCAAUUUCUCCACCACCUCCAUUACCUCAGGGGUUUCCAAGUAGGUCAAGAAGAAGAAGAAUUACAUUAAUUGAUGAACCAAAUUCAAAUUCAAAAAAGAAAAAUAUCAUGGAUGAUUCUGAUGAUUAUUUAUUAAAUACAAAUAUAUCACCAGGUAAUAUAAUAUCUCAAAAUGAAUUUGAUUAUUAUAAUGGAUCAAGUUCUUUAUAUAUUCCACCUUCAAGUACUGAUGAAUCACAAAUUCAAUUUUUUAAUAAUAAUAAUAAUAAUAAUAAUGAUAAUGAAGUUAUUCCAGGAUUUGAACAAGAUUAUUUAUAUUUAGAUGAUGAUGAACCAAUUGAAGAAGAUUUAUCAGAUGAUGAAGAAGAUGAAGAUGAAGGGAAAUAUUUUCAUGUAGAUGAUGAAUUUGAUCAAUUUAUAAUGAAUAAUAAUAAUUUUAAUAAUUUUAAUAAUUUUAAUCAAGAUACUAUUAAUUUUAAUGAUUAUACUACAAUUGAACAACAACCACCUAUUGAUUUUAAAGAAGUUUCACCAAUGGAAAUUCAAGAACAAGAACACGAAAUAAUAUCACCGUCAAACAUAAAUGAAGAAGAUUUACCUGAUUUGGAAAUGGAUUUGGGAGUACAAGAAGAACAUUCAGAAAUGAUAUCAACACUAAACAUAAAUGAAGAUUUACCUGAUUUGGAAGUGGCUCCGCGCGUGACUAUUUCAAUUCCUAAACCUAGAUCAAGAAGAACCCCAGUGACAGGUAUCUCAGGUGCUGAAAUUUCAUUAACUAAUCCUGAUCAUCAAUGUAAUUUGAAGAAUCCAACUACUGGUAAACCUUGUAAUAAAAAAUUUUCAAGACCUUAUGAUUUGAUAAGACAUCAAAAUACUAUACAUGCAACAUUAAAGAAGAUAUAUAGGUGUGUGAUUUGUGAAGGUAGAUAUAAAGGAGGUACUGGAAAUGGUAAAGAAAAGACAUUUAGUAGAAGUGAUGCAUUAAGUCGACAUAUUAAAAUUAAACAUAAUAUAGUUGGUGAAGAAGCAUUGGAAUUGGUUAAUGAUGCAAAGGAGAAAGUCGAAUUAGUACCAGUGUAA